This is a messenger RNA of Penicillium arizonense, 2226 nucleotides long. RefSeq lists its product as uncharacterized. The transcript has 2 exons. The coding region runs from base 1 to 2226 and encodes 741 amino acids. Lineage: Eukaryota; Fungi; Ascomycota; Eurotiomycetes; Eurotiales; Aspergillaceae. The record is from RefSeq and is a predicted model, not a curated record.
AUGUCUACGGAUCCGGCCGUGGUGCCUACAGAAGGCCUACCUGUUGAGUCUGAUCCCAAGCCCGACACCAACGCCCGACGUGCUUCCGGUACCGCCAGACGGUCGCGUCGUAAGAAGGACGACGAGCCCGACGCCAAGCCCAAAAAAGACAAAGAACCAAAGGAGAAGCCAGCUCGAGCUCCGCGUCGACCUCGAGAAAAGUCCACAACUACCGCCGGCUCUCGGAAGAAAGCCAAGCUGGAGCCAUCGGCUGAUGCGACGGGGGGUGACGCUUCGGCAGACGCCCGAAGCCCUGUCCAAGUGUCUGUCCAAGUACCUACAGCACCCCAGCCAGCUCAACCACCCCAAUCAAUUCAGUCAGCCCAACCAGCCCAAUCGCCUUAUUCCCAAAGCCCACAUCCCACAGCUCCGGGAGCUGCAUACCAGCUUUCACAACCGCUACAGCCCCCGCGUCCGCAAUCACAACCGCCAACGCCACAACCACAACCUCCCCAAAGGACCAGUGGACAAAAUUUCGAUCCGAUUCGGUCAGCCUUUGACAACCCUUCCCCGGCACCAGCAUACAGUCCUCCGAUUCACGCAGUCUCCCCACAUAACGCUUAUCGCGCCAGUGCAUCGCCAGCGAUCUCGAGUAUCAUCGACCCCCCUCAAACCUCCCAACCAAUUUACACUCCGCUUCAGCGUACCUCCUCUGGUCAUGUCUCUGCUCUUUCUUCACCGGCGCCGCCUCCGAUGGCUCCCACGCCCACACACCCAUCCGUAGCCCCUUCGCCCCUCCCCAUCUCGUCGCCUUCUCAUGGAGCCGUGCAUACACCGCAUGCGUUUUCGCAACCGAAUCACUACACAACUCCAUACCCACCAGCUGAGCAGCGGCCUGUGCAAUCACAACCGCCAAAACUUGAGCUCUCUCCACCCGCUAUGCGUCAACCUCAACCACAAUCCCACGCACACCCCGAACCUUUAAAGCAGCCGACCCCACCCAGACCCCAACCGUCCGAGGUAAUGGAAGUCGAACCCACGGAACAACCAAAGGAACAAUCUGCUCCUAGUGCUAAGAAGGAAAAGGGGACGGCGACUCCUGCAUCAAAGGCUUCAUCGCCUAAGCCCGUUCGACCUGCCAAAGAGGCCCCGCAACUACCGCAAGGCUCUGGCUUGAUCAGUAACGCCCUAUUCGGAGUAGAUGAAUCUGCGAAAUCGCCAGACUCGCGCAGCACCCCGAACAUCAUUGUCCACGUCCCUCUAGGAAAGGGAAAUCAGAUUGUCAAUUUCGCGCGACUGGCCGAAGAACAAUAUGGUUUUGCGGCUUUACAUCCGCGACUGGCCGCUCACAAAGCGCGCUUGGCCCGUGUGGCAGCCGCUGGUGCUGCAUUAGAGCGCAACGAUAAGAACGCCAAGGGCAUUUCAGCAGGCGAGAGUGCUGACGAGGACCUGAGCCUUGAUGCUGAGCGUGAUAGUGAUGUGGAUGGCGAUGUUGCCAUGGGUGGUACUGGUGUCGGAACCAACGGUGCACCCUCCGAAGCGAGCGAUGGAAAGAAGAAGCGCCGAAAGAAGGUUGAAGAGUAUGACCGUGACGACCCAUUCGUUGAUGACAGUGAGAUGGUCUGGCAAGAGCAGGCUGCUGCUAGUAAGGAUGGAUUCUUUGUCUACAGCGGGCCAUUGGUGCCAGAGGGAGAGAAGAUCCAAGUGGAACGGGCCGAUGGUACAAUCAAGCGCGGCCGUGGCCGUGGCCGAGGGACAGGCCGAGGUCGGUCUACGGCUUCUCAUCCUCACGUCCCCAUUGCCGCUGCUGUGCCUAUUUCCCAGGAUACCGGCCUGCCAGUGCGCGGACCCGGUUCCCGAGGUGGUACAACGCGCCGUCCGCGCGGCAGCAAGAAAGCAGACGGUGAGAAACACGCCGACCGUAACGGCACCACUGCCUCCGCGGCAAAUGAAGGCCGCGGUGGUCGCGGUGGUGGUGCAGGCAGCUCUAGCCGAGGUGGAAGCACCAGCACUCGGGGUGGAAAAGCAUCUGCACUAUCGGUCCCGAUGCCUGGUCUUGCGCCUUCUCCUUCAACGCCUAACGCUGCACCUCCUGCUCCUACUCCUGCUUCUGCUCCUGCUCCUGCUCCUGCUCCUGCUCCUGCACCUGCUCCUACUCCUGCUCCUGCUCCUGCUCCUGCUUCUGCUCCUGCUCCUGCGCCGCCGGGUCCUAACCCACUAGCUGGGCCGGAGCUCAUGAUGAAAUAG